GAUGAGCGGCGUGCCGAACGUCAUCAGUCCGCGCCUCUAUGAAAUGCAGUAAACAGAAUGGAUCAAAGCGCUUUAGAUCUUGUUAAGGUGCAUGGAGGUGGAGGUUAUGACUCUGACUUCAGCGAUGAAGAUGGUGGUGGAGAAAAGUCCAAAUAUGGAGAGAUCAGGGCAGGUGAAGAUGAACUGUUACAUAAGCCGUUCCAGAAAGGCAAACGUACCAGCUUGGCCCAUAAGAAUGUGGCUGCAGCUGAAUGGGACAGAGAGGAAGCCCGAAAUCGACGGCAACACCUGAUCUCAAUGAACGCUUUUGACCGGCACAAGAAGUUCGUCAGCGACUACAUACUGUACUAUGGAGGAAAGAUCGAAGAUUUCAGGCGGUCCAUGAAUAAAGAUAAGACGGACCUGGACGUGGUGCGAGAAAACCAUCGUUUCCUGUGGAGAGAGGAGGAUGAGGAGGAGAUGACAUGGGAAAAAGAGCUCGCAAAGAAGUAUCACGACAAGCUUUUUAAAGAGUACUGUAUCGCAGAUCUCAGCCGAUACAAAGAAAAUAAGUUUGGUUUUAGGUGGCGCAUUGAAAAUGAAGUUAUAUCUGGAAAAGGUCAGUUUCUGUGUGGUAACAAGCGCUGUGAGAUAAAGGAUGGUCUGAAGAGCUGGGAGGUGAAUUUUGCUUAUGUUGAGCAGGGAGAGAAGAGGAACGCUCUUGUGAAACUUCGUCUUUGUCCAGAAUGCUCCUUCAAACUCAACUAUCAUCACCAGAGAAAAGAAGUAACCUUUCAGAAGCGACGGCGAUCGAAAGACGGCGAGAAAAAAUUACAAUCAAAGAGACCCAGAAACCAUAAACGCAAGGACAAACGCAAACACAAAAAGAGACGCAAAGAAUCGUCUUCCUCGUGUUCAGAAGAGGAGCCCCAGGGCUCUGAUAAAGACACAGAGAGUGAAGAGGAGGAGGGCCCUUCAGAAUCAGACCACUGGAAGGGUCCGGCCCCCACCGUGGAGGUGAAAUCCAGGGAGGAAGAAUUUGACGAGUAUUUUCAAGACAUGUUUCUCUGAGUCCCGUCAUCAGUCAGAAUUCCAUUCCUGUUGUGUUCAGUUUAUUCAGAACUGAAUGGCGACAGCUCUUUAAGUUCGUUAAGAGACAGUUAGGAGAUGUUUAUCCGGCUUAUGGCACCUCUCGGAUUCUCCAGAAUCACUUUAGCCCACUGUAAUGGCAGUCGGCCAAUCAGUGAGCAGAAUGUGGGUGUGGGGUGACAGGGCCGUCUGUUCUCGCCGCUCUCCCGCUCCAUGUGGCAUUUACUUGUGUUUGACUGGACUGUUGCAUUCCUCUGCUUUUACACACAAAUAAAAUGAGGCGUGAGAUUUAGACAAUAUCCAAGCUGCAAUAUUGAGAGCAAGGAAGGUCAUUUAUCUCUGCUGUCAGCCAGUUACCUGAUCCGCAUUACCUGAGGAUGAUCCAGUUUUACUCGCAAAUCCCCAUGCAGCGUGAUGGACAUGUCACGGUAACUCUUGACAUGCCCUUUAAACAGUCACUGAGACCAGAAGCUCGUACGUUCAAUGAUUACUCAAUACUCAAGAGAAUCCUGUAUAAUGUGUUUAUUUGUUCACUUGACAUCAUUUACAGUAUGGUACAUGCGCGGUAGUAUUCAGUAAAUAAAUAUGCAUGUCCACACUCGCUCAGAGAGAUGUUGUACAUAUUAAUGCAGUUUUAUACACGCCUCACAAAGUGCACAAACCAUAAACCUGAGAUGAGAUUAGCAGAUUUAUCUGGGGUUCUGACAUUUAAGCGCAGUCACAGUUAUUUAGUCUCUGAGGAACCGACGUGACUUCUGUUAUUGGAUUAAAGGUCUUCAUUUUAAUAAGACCAAAGCGUUCAUUUAGCUUGUAAUUAUCAAACCGCUUAAGUUUGUCCUAACCAGUCAAUUAUUUGUCAUGAUUGUCGAUCGCUAUUUUUUUUAUAAAAUACCUUUGGCUUUUUAAUUAUAUUCAUCUUGUUUGGGAAAACAAGCAAUAAAUACAACAUUUCUUUUGGUUUCUCAGCAUUGACCUUUUUGAACCAACAGUUUUGGGUGAAAAAAGAAAGUGACUUGGAGCUUCUGAAACGGUUUUGUGGCGUGUUGUUCUGUCAGAAGAGAUCUCUCCAGCAGUCUGCUGUAAAUAAGCUCGAUGUUUAACGGUUAAAUCUGAGGGAAUCUCAGGAGCUCCACCCCAGCAAACUCACUCCAAUCUCUUUAUUGGUUUACACAAGUUCAAGUACUGACUGUUCCCUCCUGUCAGGUCCCGUAAAUAUCCCAUCCCGCUUGCUUUUCCUGAAAAAUAAUGCCAAGGUAUAAACAAAUACCGCUAUAUAAAGAAUUGAUAUUCUAUGUAAUGACAAGUUCAAUGUUAUACUUUCAAAUAUUACAUUGUGUUCGCAAACUAUGUUUGAUGUAAGUUUAGGUAUCGUUUAAAGAUCAAAGAACAAACGUCAAAGUUUUGCUGGUAAACGUUUCCCACGUUAACGUUCCCAAAUACAGGUUCCGUUGACACAGAAUUAGCCUUCGUGACACAAAAACAAAAUAAUUAUUCCUAUGUUUAAAGGAUCGAAAAGUCUUGUUACUGUAUAUCCGUAACUUUGAGAGUCAUGAUGUUUAGCCUGGCGAUCAGUCAUCCUCCAGCUUCUAAUACAGUACUGUAGGUCCUGUUGUUCAACUGUGUUGGUCCUUCAAUCCUAAACAAGCAACUGAUAUGAGUUUGAAUGUGUUUUUCAGGAGUUUAUGUGGGACAGAUUUCGUAAGACGAAUGAUUCAGUUUAAAGCUGAACUUAGUGAUUCUAGAGUUAUUAGAGUGCUCCUGUUGCUCAGUCGGUGUGGUUCAAUUCCCAGGGAACAUGUGCACCUUGAAUCCGCUGUAUGUCGCUUUGGAUAAAUGCGUAAAUGCAAACUAGACAAAUAUGUGAAACGAAUGCUUAUCAUAGUAACCGCUACAUCUAAAGGUUCCUGUUGACAUCAGAAUGUCUUGAGAGCCAAAGAAUCAAGUGUCAUGGAUUUAAAAGUCACAUAUAAACUGCAUGAACUACAACAGAUUGUGUCGAGUUGUGUUACGGCAGGUAUAACAGUUGCACGUGUCUGCUUUCCUCCCCUGAUGUCAAUGGAACGAGUCUAUAUGGUGAAGGUUCCUGUGGCAUCCACUCAGCAAGAGAAAUGUACAGUUCUUCCGUUUCUGGUGAAUAGCUACGUGUUCACUUGGAGGAGGCCCAUCCAGGGUAAAUAAGACAGGAGCAGGAGGAAGAUGGUGUUGAAAAU
Messenger RNA from Triplophysa rosa, 3278 nucleotides. RefSeq names its product FRA10A associated CGG repeat 1 (gene fra10ac1). The transcript has 14 exons. Gene Ontology annotation, biological process: dephosphorylation. The coding region runs from base 58 to 1050 and encodes 330 amino acids. Gene Ontology annotation, molecular function: phosphatase activity. NCBI's taxonomy places the organism in Eukaryota, Metazoa, Chordata, Actinopteri, Cypriniformes, Nemacheilidae. The record is from RefSeq and is a predicted model, not a curated record.